This is a messenger RNA of Schistocerca cancellata (South American locust), 1086 nucleotides long. RefSeq names its product piggyBac transposable element-derived protein 1-like. The transcript has 2 exons. NCBI's taxonomy places the organism in Eukaryota, Metazoa, Arthropoda, Insecta, Orthoptera, Acrididae. The coding region runs from base 1 to 1086 and encodes 361 amino acids. The record is from RefSeq and is a predicted model, not a curated record.
AUGGCUAGUUCUUCACGUACAGUCCUUUCUGAGGAAGAGAUUUUAGAUCUUUUAGAGCAACCUCUAAGUGAAAACGAGAGUGAAAGUGAUUUUGAUUAUGAUAGUGAUUCAUUUCAAAACAAUUCGAGUGACAAUAACGAAGAAAACAGUGACAAUGUGCAUGUUUCUAGUGAUUCAGAAGAGGAUUCGUGGCGAAUGUGGAGCGACACUGACACUGACUUCAAAGAUUUUCCUUUUGACGAAUCAAAGUGUGGUUUUAUAACAGAAAGUAGUUCUGUUCCAUCAUUGCCCAUCGGAUUCUUUCAAUUAAUUUUUACAGAUAACCUAUUUCAACAAAUAGCAGAUGAAACGAAUAGGUAUGCUACAUCAAAAAUACGUAAAGUGACACCACUUCCACAACAUUCUACAUGGUGGGACUGGAGAAAUGUUACCAUGGAAGAAAUGAAACGCUUCCAUGACUGCUUUAGUCACCGACAAUUUAUGCAAAUUUUCUGGGCACUUCAUGUUUAUAAUCUGACAAGUGCUACACAUGUCAACAUUCAGGUUCAGUCACGUCUGAGUAAAGUGAAAAAUGUACUGAAUUACUUGUCUGGCACGUUUCUCGAAAUUUAUCAACCAUAUCAGUAUUUAGCUGCUGAUGAAUCUACAGUAUCAUUCAAGGGUCAUGUAUUAUUCAAAAUGUACAAUCCUCAAAAACCAACAAAAAGAGGACUCAGAGUUUAUCUAAUUUCAGAUUCAGCAAAUGGUUAUAUCUGCAGUUUGAUACCCUAUUUUGGCGCUGUAACAACUGAAUUAUUGAUUUGUCCACACUUGAAUUUUUCUGAGAAAAUAGUUCUUCACCUGCUAGCUAAUAUCAUAAAUGCUACAGGGCAAUCAUGGUAUCAUUUGUACACUGGCUGUUUUUAUACAAGUGUUGCAUUAGCUGAUGAGCUGUUGAAACAGAACAUGCAUCUCACAGGAAUGAUUCAGGCCAAUCGCAAAAACCUUCCAGCUGCAAUCAAGAAAGGAGCUCUGUGUCUAAGGAAGCAUGAAAUAAAAUGCCUCUGCAACAACAAAAUGAUGGUUCUGGCACUGCAAGAUAAAUGA